Sphaerulina musiva SO2202 is the source of this 1464-nucleotide messenger RNA. RefSeq lists its product as uncharacterized. Lineage: Eukaryota; Fungi; Ascomycota; Dothideomycetes; Mycosphaerellales; Mycosphaerellaceae. The transcript has 2 exons. The record is from RefSeq and is a predicted model, not a curated record. Bases 775 to 1464 code for a protein of 229 amino acids.
CUUCUGCAGCGCCACACUCGCAAUCCUAGCACAGCUGAAAGACGGUAAGACUCGUAGGCCUGGAAGAUCGGCAAGGUAGGCAGCAAAUGCAUCUCGACCACUCCGCCGUCGAUCAACGGCCCGUGCUGAGCUCCAAAUGGUUUCGUCUGGCAUUCCGAGUCACAACAUCAUCUUCUGAGACAGUUCGAGAAUCAAAUACCUUACACGAGAGCAGCGACCGUGAUGUGGGCGAACAUCAUCAAGAAGAACACUUUGCAUUAGCCAUCCUCCAUCAAAUAGCAGAACAUGUCUAGCUGCUGGCUCGUUACGUUGUGCAAGCGCUCACUACAUGCAAGCUAGACGCCUAUCAAGCAAUCGUAGGUAUCGAGCACAUCAACUCGUGGAAUGAGUACUUUCACAACAAGCAGAUACAACACCAUCGCACUCUGCUGUUCCAGACUGGAUCGCGCUCCAGGGCAGACCUCCCCGACACCAGCCUUUGUGCGAGUUGAAACAAGUAUACCUCUGGAGUUAUUGACGACAAGUGCCACAAUAGAUCGAACCAAGGCGUUCAGUGCGCUCACACAGACUGAACAUUGCUACAACCGAGAUUAUCUCACCUCUCGACGAUGUGCAUCGCGACAAAGUGCCGGAACACAGGUGCGCACGUGCCAUUGACAGAUAUAUCCUUUUGCAGUGUGUUGGCGAGGAAUCGCUUUAUAAGAAGGCUGAACAUGGCAACCACCCUCAUCAAAGCAACACAGCAAUUCGCCAACUCAGCGAGCCCACAUCAUAAUGCAUUGCACCUAUCGACACCCAGACCGCCUAUAUACCUCAGAGGUAUUCCAGGGCGCGGUGUUACGCUUUCCAGACGACAGCCUGGUACAUAGAUUCAUCAAUGAGCGCGUCCAUUACCGCAAUGAAGCAGACGACCAAAAGCCAUACCGAAUACUAGAUCCUUACUGGGAUAGAAGAAAAGCGCUCCCAAGCACUGGCCCUUACGACCAUCCAAUCGUGGUUCUAUCUCGACCUCGAGAAGAUCCCGAUCACAUCGUGUUCGCAGUGAUGACAACAACACUGCGCAAGGCAGACCGACCUCGCGGGAUUUUCACACGUGAACGUGAUUACGUUGCAGUCUAUCCCUCAUCUCCCAUCACAAAGUACUUUCCUGGGUCGCAUGGUUUGAGUGGUGCCGUGCUUGAGUUUUGCGGACGAAGAAAUACGCGCAAGAGCGAUGUCUGUAUCAACCCCAUCUUUUGUACGAAAUGGCGUAAUUGCACUCGAUGGAAGGAUGACUCUGGCACAGUCGGCGGCUGGGCACUCAAUCCAGAAUCUGUCACUGCCGUGCUCGACCAUGCCAAAGCGCGCCUAAGGUACUCUCCUGACGUAAAUCAGUUCAGGCCACACUAUGGGAUAAAGUCUGCGGCAGCUUCACAGUUGCAGCGAAAGAACAUUGCAAUUCGUCCCAAGGUUCUAAGAACUUAA